Phytophthora sojae is the source of this 552-nucleotide messenger RNA. RefSeq lists its product as hypothetical. The record is from RefSeq and is a predicted model, not a curated record. Lineage: Eukaryota; Oomycota; Peronosporomycetes; Peronosporales; Peronosporaceae. Bases 1 to 552 code for a protein of 183 amino acids. The transcript is spliced from 6 exons.
AUGCCACAAGCAUGCAAAGCCGCUGACACGUUCGAAGACCUGCUCGUGAGCCUGACGUGGCGGCAGCGCCGGCUGCCUCUCGAGCUGCAGACGCGGACGUGCGAGCAGCGCGAGGACUACACUACAGGCACUGUGGGGGAGAGCGUGGCGGGCGAGACUUUGACUGCGGGGUUCCUGGAUGCAGUGCAGGAAGAGGCUGCGCGAUUAGAAGGAGGCAGUGCAGACGGAAAAAAGACAGCUAAGAUCGCCGAGACGCUCGAGACGACGGAGAUGUCGACCGUGGCUGAGCGGAGACGCGGAGACGGCGAGGGAUACUACAAUCAAGGUGACGACCGGCUCGAUCGAGACGACGGAGGAGGCGUAGAGUUGGUCUCCGAGGUUAUUAAGACGACGGAGGAGACGGUGGAGGAGAUCAAUACGACGACUGCCGAUGGCGACUCGGUCGACUCGGCGAAGCUCGUCGAGCGCGUGAGCAAGACCAAAGACCUGGGGCGGUACUUCAGCUCGAGCGCGCAGCAGCAGGACGGCCAAGGUGCUGAGGGUGCAGUGUAG